UUACAUUUCGCCUGUUACUCUGGAUGAAGAUGGACGUCUUUAUCAGAGGCAUUUUUGUGCUUGCAUUUACUUUUCUUGUAGGUCAGGCGAUCUGCGGCUUGGAUAGAGAAUUCCUUCGCUCUAGAGAUGAAGACGUGGAGGAGUUCGAUAUAACUUCUGAUGACAUUACUAUUGAUGCUGGUGUCACAGAGGAUUUUUAUACUGAAGACAGAACCAAGAGUAGCGUUGCAGAGAGUGAAGAAAAUGUCGACAAUUCCCGAGUCGUUAAAACGCUAGCUGUAACAAAUGGUGGUCCGUGGGGCAAGUGGGGCCCCGCACAGUACUGUCCAAAAGGGUCUUACGCCAUCGGUUACGACAUGAAGAUUGAACCAAAACAAAAGGUUGACAACACAGCGUUGAAUGCCAUCAAGCUUGUCUGUGAAUCUUUAGACGGGGAUGAAACUGGUGAGAUCACGUCAACCCAGGGACACUGGGGUUCUUGGGUUGGACGAACGCUCUGUCCAUCCGAAUCGGGCGAACGUCUGCAUCUAACCUCCUUUGAUCUUCAAGUGCAGCCAAAACGGGGUGCAUUUAAAGACGACACUGCCGCCAACUACGUGAAGUUCAGAUGCCGUUGUGGAUGUGGACACCAGUACGAAAUAAACAAACCGCCAGGACAUGGUUUAUUUGGCACAUGGGGAGCAUGGAGCGACGAGUGUCCGCACGGCACUUCAAUUUGUGGAAUCAAGACAAAAGUGGAAAAGCCUCGAGGCCCAUUCCGCGACGAUACCGCUCUGAAUGAUGUCAAAUUUUACUGCUGUAAAUAAGCUGUGUGAUAUCACGCUGAAAUUAAGAACACCAGGAAACGGUGCUUUAUUUCUAAUAUACGUUUCUAGUCAAUUUAUAUACAAAAUACAAUUUUACUCAGAACAAUACUUACCGUAUCUGGGCUAUAAUGAUAUAUACUGUAUAAGUAAAGUUUCAAAACACCAACUGAAUGAUCUCUUUUUAAAGUUUCAAACCAUCCAGUUCACAAAAGAAACGUAAAAGCAUCUGCUUUUCAAAAAAACGUUUUAUCUUGAAAUGAUCAAUUAACAGUUUCAUUUUAUGAUCUAUAUUUGUUACGACCAAACAUUUACAUUGAACAUUGAAAAAAAAUCGUUUCAUAAGUGGAUACAAAAAUGUACAUUUUUAAAGCUAACUUGUAUCUUAGAUACAUUCAACCAGACAGACGAGCACACAUAUGCUAGUUGCUUUCUUAAUUUAUGUCCUAAUUUAAAUUAACUUGAAGACUCAGAAUGUUAUACGGCAAUUCUCUUUUCUCUUUAGGGUCUGCAGCAUGCUUUUAAUAACUUGUAUCUAAUGUCUACCAAAUGUUAUCAUAUAAUUAUUUGAGCCGUGUCAUGGGAAAACCAACAUAAUGGCUUUGCGACCAGCAUGGAUCAAGUCUGGUCAGGAUCCAUGCUGUUCGCUUUCAAAGCCUAUUACUAUUAGAGAAAAUGUUAGCGAACAGCACGGAUCCUGACCAGACUGCGCGGAUGCGCAGGCUGGUCUGGAUCCAUGCUGGUCGCAAAGCCACUAUGUUGAUUUUCUCAUGGCAUGGCUCAUUUAUGUUAUUUAUAUUAAUACGAGUAUUUCAAUAAAUAGAAUCUGCAACGAUUAAA
Molecule: messenger RNA, 1643 nt
Organism: Mercenaria mercenaria
Lineage: Eukaryota; Metazoa; Mollusca; Bivalvia; Venerida; Veneridae
Product: vitelline membrane outer layer protein 1 homolog
Exons: 4
Coding region: 24-806 (260 amino acids)
Source: RefSeq, a predicted model, not a curated record